This is a messenger RNA of Penicillium vulpinum, 1968 nucleotides long. RefSeq lists its product as uncharacterized. Lineage: Eukaryota; Fungi; Ascomycota; Eurotiomycetes; Eurotiales; Aspergillaceae. The transcript has a single exon. Bases 1 to 1968 code for a protein of 655 amino acids. The record is from RefSeq and is a predicted model, not a curated record.
AUGUUAUUUUUCUCCUUGUUGGCCCUAUUGGGUCCUUCACUAUGCCAGGCCGCCUGUCCCUAUGCGCACAUGGCAGAUACCAGAGACCUCGACACAAGCAUCAAGCCUCGCUCUGAUGUCGUGCUUCCUCGUGCUGUGCCAGGAAAGAAAGGCAUCAUGUUCUUGAACCGCAUCAAUCCCUCUUCAUCCCAACUGUACAUUGCCAAUGCGGAUGGCACAAAUGAGCGCUCUUUGCUGGGCGAUGACUCCGACUACGAAUACCAUGCUUCCUUCCACCCAGAUGGUAAGCAUGUUGUUUUCACCACUGAACGCAACGGCGAUGGCAACUCUGAUAUCUACAUGGUCAACAUCAAUGGCAGCGGUCUAACACCAAUUGCAACCACGCCCUCGGUUGAAGAUGCGGCAGUCAUCUCUCCCAAUGGCAAAUACGCCGCCUAUGCAUCCACAGCCGGCGUCUACACCUCCAACAUCUGGCUCACAAACCUCGAGACUGGCGUUACCCGCAACCUCACCAACCAGACCGGUGUGACGGGCAAGCCUGAAUCACCGAACGGGUUCUUUGCACCUGCCUGGUCGCCUGAUGGGAAAUGGAUCGUCUUCUCUUCGGAUCGAAACACCGCAUGGACUGGUCAUGACAAUGGCACUGGCUGGGAGCAUACCCAGGAACUGGCUAUCUAUGCCAUCACCCCCGAAGGAACCGGUUUCCGCGAGGUUUACAGCAAGCCAGGUUACACCUACGGAUCGCCCAGGUUCUCCCCCAACGGCAAGCGAGUUGUGUUCUACGAAAUGACUGUGCAGGCAACUUGGGAUGCGCGGUCGUCUUACUCUGUCAACUCCACAACCAACCAGAUCGUUUCUGUGGACUUCAAAACAGGAACUGAUGUUAUCCAACACACCAACACCUCCGGCGUCAAGAUCUACCCACAGUAUGUCUCGAACACUAAUAUCGGAUAUUUGGUUAAAGGCGGAGACGCUGGCGGUAUUCACUAUACCUCCAGCACAAAGAAAAUUCUCGGCGGUAUGCGCUCACCUGCCUGGUCUGCCGAUGGCAAAUAUGUAGUCUACGAGAAGACCGGCUGGGAAAUUCGGCCUCUACAAAAGGAGCUGUGGUCCUGGGACUCGGAGUGGGAUUACCGCUUCAUGGAUGUCUUCCCCCAUCUUUCUCUUGACGGACGUUUGACAUUCACCUCCAAGCAGACCGGUAGCCCUGGCAAUUCUUCUGUGGCCGUGAUGCCCCCCGGUGACACGGACUUCACCGUGGCGUUCGACACCUACGAAACCGACGCGCUCGACGAAGCCACUGUUGCCAAGGGUGGCGGUGGAUCUUUCCAGCCAGCGUGGUCAUCUGAUAGUGAAUGGAUCACCUUCAGUCUGGGAUCAUGGUUCCAAAGCCGUGGCGAGAAACCCGGCUGGAUCUUCCGUACAAAGCCCGAUGGAUCGAGCUACGAGCAGCUCACCUUCGGCAACGACUCCAACAAAGGUUUCCCUAGUUUUUCGCCCGACAACAAGAAGAUCGUGUACCGCGAAUGGCAGCCUGAAUUCGGCCUGCGUCUGUUAGACCUGGAGUCUAACAAGACCACCAGCCUGACAACGGAGCGUGAUAACCUGCCGUUCUUCUCCCCAGAUGGCGAGUGGGUGCUGUUUACGCGCAACAUGACCGACCUGUCCAGGAACGAGUUCUCGAAUUACGAGGUGUGCAUUAUUCGUCCAGAUGGAACCGAUCUGACGGUGCUCACUACGUCGUUUGCUAACGAUGCACACGCCGUCUGGACUGCCGAUGGCCGUAUCAUGUGGUCGACUGGAAUGUGGGGAUUCCAGGCUGAGGCUGCGACUUAUGAUGAGACCUUCCAGCCUUAUGGGCAGAUUAUGAUUAUGAACGUUGAUGGCUCGAAUAAGACGGUUCUCACUGAUAGUUUGUGGGAGGAUUCGAUGCCGCGUUAUGUACCUAACGAGUUUUUGGAGCAGUGA